UUCAUCCAAGUUUGUCCAUGGGUAAUUUGGUCAUACAAAAAUAAUGAUGAUCAAAGAUCUCAAAAACACAGAUCUUUAGAGCAAACACUCUGAGCUGAGCUUCAACACCUUCACCCGUCGCUCUCAGGGAAUCAGAAAACGAAAAGAAACCCCUUUCUUGGGAUGGAUUAACCCUCUAUUUAUCAUCAUCACACCAAUCUUAUUAGAAGAGUGAAUCAAUUAACCUAAAAAAUCCUAACCUUUUUUUUUCUUCUUCUUCAUGAGUGAUUCUUUCUGUAUUCACCGAAUUUCACAUUUUUAUUUGAUGUAAUUACAAAACCCAAAUCAUCAAAAACUCAUCUUGGCUUUGAUUUUUCAGUUAAUUUUGAGAAUUUUAGGUGCUAGUGGUAGUGGGGAUUAGGGUUUAACCCCCAGACAUUUUGCCGAAAAAAGUAUAGAUUUCUAUUCAGGUGCCUGAUGGGUAUGAAGCAUUCUGAUUUUGCUGGGUUUUUUCCUAAUGAGAUAUAAUAUGAGUGCGUUUCAACCAUUAAUUCGAAGAGGGAGUGCAAAAAUAAUCAAGGAUGACGCUGUUUCUAAUCAUGUCGUAGCAGAAGCAACAAAGAUUGCUGCGACUUACCAGUCUCACAACAUAGAUAAAGUGGUAGCUCCGGAGCCAGUUACAGCAACUACGGGCGCAGAGUCGAAGUUGAGUUCUUUGUCAUCCUGUGAUACAAAGGGUUGUGGAAAACUCCUGGAAUGUUGCGUUAGAGACAUACUGAAAGUUAUCAAACCAUUAGGUGGAGAUUUGACAGCUCGAUACACCAUCAUCAAUGACUUACGGACCGUUGUCGGAUCUAUCGAUGGUUUAAAAGGUGCAACAGUUGAGCCAUUUGGAUCAUUUGUGUCCAAUCUCUACACUAGAUGGGGAGAUUUGGACAUAUCUAUCGAAGUACCCUGUGAUUCACUUGUUUCAUCGACUGACAAAACAAAUAAGCAGAACUUUCUGAGGGAGAUUAGGAAAGUCUUGGGGAGGAGAGGUUUGGUUCGUGAUUUGCGACUUCUUCUUCAUGCAAGAGUCCCCGUUCUGAUAUUUGAGAGCAACCUCCACAAUAUCUCUUGUGAUAUUUCAAUCAGUAAUCUGUUGUGCCAAAUGAAAUCCAAAUUAUUUUUCUGGAUUACGGGGAUAGAUGAGCGCUUCCGAGAUAUGGUUUUACUGAUCAAGGAGUGGGCAAAGUCGCAACAAAUCAAUGACCCAAAAAAUGGAACACUGAACUCACAUUCUCUUUGUUUGCUCGUCAUUUUCCAUUUUCAGACAUGCGAACCUCCAAUUUUACCUCCACUAAGGGAAAUUUAUGAGGGGAAUAUUGCGGACAAUCUUACAGGUGCAAGGGUCAUCGCAGAAAGCGCUAUCCAAGACACGUGUUCUGCUAACAUAGAAAGGUUCAAAACAAAUAGUUUCAGAGAUGUAAAUAAAAGCUCCCUGUCUGAGCUUGUCGUAUCAUUUUUUCGGAAGUAUUCUAAUCUAAACAUGCUGGCAUCAGAGUAUGCAAUUUGCACUUACACGGGGCGAUGGGAACACAGAAGUAACAGUACUAAGUGGACAAACGACUAUCCUCUAUUUAUCGAAGAUCCAUUUGAGCACGCGGAUAAUACAGCAAGGACUGUUUCCAUGAGUGAACUAAGCAGGAUAUGUGAAGUAUUCGAUGAGUCUUAUCAAGGACUUGUUUCCUCUAAUCAUGAUAGAACCUCUCUGAUCUGCAGUCUAGUCAGACACCCAAUCAGCACAAAGGUUAUUUCGCCCCAUAGUAAUCCAGGACUUUUCAGUGGAGCUUCUACAAGAUACCGUCCAGGACUGUUCAGGGGAGAAGGUACAAAACACCGUCCCGUAUCAGGACUGUUCAGGGGAGAUGGUACAAAAUACCGUCCGCUAUCAGAUGCACCGCCUUCUCCUCAGAAUCAGUUUAACAAUAUGGAAACUGAAAGUGAUGAAGCCACAAUUGUCGCUAUCCGCAGAGAGUUAGCACAACUCAUGCUCAAAGCCAACACCAGAAACAGGCCUAAGUCUGUCAGAUGAUGAAAAGCAUUCCAGGUGAUGCAGAGUUUGCCUUGUGGUAUUGACAGGAGUUGGUGAAUUCUGAGCAUGUUUGCCGAGUUAUACGGCUAUGAUGAAUUAAUUCUGCAGCAGGGAUAUCUUCCCUUUGCUUAAAUCAGUUAAUGCUAAAACACUUGGCCAAAGUAAAUCAAAAUACAGAUCUUUCAUUGA
Papaver somniferum (opium poppy) is the source of this 2242-nucleotide messenger RNA. Its product is annotated as protein HESO1-like. The record is from RefSeq and is a predicted model, not a curated record. NCBI's taxonomy places the organism in Eukaryota, Viridiplantae, Streptophyta, Magnoliopsida, Ranunculales, Papaveraceae. Gene Ontology annotation, molecular function: RNA uridylyltransferase activity. The transcript has 10 exons. The coding region runs from base 497 to 2053 and encodes 518 amino acids.